Aedes aegypti (yellow fever mosquito) is the source of this 2473-nucleotide messenger RNA. RefSeq names its product zinc finger protein 572. Gene Ontology annotation, biological process: regulation of DNA-templated transcription. The record is from RefSeq and is a predicted model, not a curated record. Gene Ontology annotation, cellular component: nucleus. Gene Ontology annotation, molecular function: DNA-binding transcription factor activity, RNA polymerase II-specific; zinc ion binding; RNA polymerase II cis-regulatory region sequence-specific DNA binding. The transcript is spliced from 9 exons. Bases 23 to 2362 code for a protein of 779 amino acids. Lineage: Eukaryota; Metazoa; Arthropoda; Insecta; Diptera; Culicidae.
UAAAAAAAACCAUCCAUUCGGAAUGGAGUUCCAAACGAGUUACAUUUGCUUUGACCAAGUGUGUCGUAUUUGCAUGAAAACAACGACGGAUUUGCAGUCCAUCUUUGGUCAUCCGCAAGAUAUCCCCGAUCUUGUCCGGCUCCUGUCCAAAGUUGAAGUACUGGAAGACGAUGACCUUCCAAAGCUCAUUUGCGAAGAGUGCCUCACAUUCGCGGGGAAUGCGAUGGAGUUCAAGGAGCGCUGUAUUCAAACGGAUCGUACCCUGCGGGAACUCAUCUCUGACAAGGGUGAAGAUCAGAAGCAAUACCUGUUGAAGGUGGAGCCCGAUUUGCCGGUUGUGGAUGAAAGUGCUGACAGUGAAGCGCUGGGACCAGUGUUCAUCAAGUGCGAGAUCGAUGAGUCUGAUAGCGAUAGGCCGGAGCAGGACAGGGGCGACGAUAACGAUUUCGAGAUCGCGGACGGUGUUGAUAGCGAUGAGGAUGACGAAGACGACGACCAAGAGGAAGAGGAAGAAGUUAAAAUAGAUCGACGGAUUCGGAGGCGGAGGACGCGGAAUACGGUUGCGGAUGAUUCUGAUGAUGAGCCUUUGAUAGUGAGGCGGAGGAAAGGAGAAGAAGUAAGCUGUACGAAGUGCAGUGAAAAGUUCAGGAACAAGGCCCAUGUCAAGUUUCACAUGCAAAGCGAUCAUGCGGAUGAGCAAUCUCCUAAGGAAGAUAAAAUCCGCCAAUGCUUUUACUGCCCGAAGGCGUACUCGAAUUACGAGUAUCUGAAAAUUCACCUAAACUUCCAUCCACGAAAUGAAUGGACCUGCCCGAUGUGCAGGAAGGAGAUGAAGAACAAGGGCAAGUUCAUCGACCAUCUGAGAAUGCAUGCGAACGAACGCCACUACCGAUGCGACAUCUGCGAGAAAGAUUUCACCUCGCACAAGUACAUUUCCAACCACAUGAAGAUGCACCGACGGAAGGGCGAAACAAGCAACCAGUAUACCUUCGUGGAAUCUUCCAGUGAUAGUGAGUGCGACCCGGAGGAUGAAGAUAAGGAAGAUGAGGAGGAAAUGAAUCUCUCUGAAAAAGAGGAGGCAAUCAAGAACGACUAUCAGCUGAACCCAGACGCUCCGAAAGACUGCCCGGUCUGUAACGAAACGUUUGAGAAAGUAAUGUAUGUCAAGUACCACCUUCAAAGCGAACAUAUUCCGAUGGACGAAUCUGUCCCAAGGGUUCAUUUUUGCGUUACGUGUAAGAAGAGCUAUAUGACAUUCACCCAUCUCAUGAGCCAUAUGAAAUUGCAUGCCGAAAAAAUCUGGAGCUGUCCGGAGUGUAAAAAACAAUUUCGUCGCCUUGAUAAGUAUAAGGAUCAUCAAAAAACUCACCAGACCGAUCGAACCUUUCUGUGUGUGUACUGCGGCAAGGAUUUCCCCACGACCAAGUACAUGAAUCGUCAUUUGCAAACGCACUUGAAGGAGAAAGUGCAGAAACCAGAAGAGUUCGAAUGUGAAGUUUGCGGCAAAAAGAUGAAAUACAAAUCCAACUACACCAACCAUAUGAAAACUCACGGGCCGGAGCAUGCCAAACCGAUUAAGAUGGAUCCGGACUCGCCGCCCAAAAAGAUUUACUUGUGCAGUAUAUGCGGGCGUAAUUGUGGAUCUUCCAGCAACCUGACGGUGCACAUGCGCCGCCACAACGGACAGGCGAUUUGUGCGUGUUCCGUCUGCGGUAAAGGUUAUCCUCGAAAGGCUGAUUUGGUAAUGCACAUGAGAAGACACACUGGUGAAAAACCAUACGAGUGUCCUACAUGCGGGCGAGGUUUCGCAAGGAGAGAUAAAUUACGGAUACACAUUCGUACGCAUACCGGAGAGAAACCAUACGCUUGCCCGUGUGGACGUGCAUAUGCUCAGAAAAACGAUCUCAAAACUCAUCAAAAGCGCAAUACGUGCGGCCAAAACUUCGACAUCAAUAAACUGAUGGCACCCUAUCAGACGUCGAUCUGCGUUCGAGGGCCUCCUUCGCCACAGCCACCUCCGCCACCAAGGGAGCCUCCUCCUGUCCCAUGUGCCCCCAUGUUAAACUCUUCGUCAAUUCAGUCAUUCAACAACGCCAAUACGAACACCUCAUAUCCUACGGUCUCGCAGCCAUUGCCAAGUGGCACCACUGUAGGGACGCCCGGUAUGCCCAGUAUUCCCCCGUCACCACAUCACGAUCUGAGCCGGAUGUCUGAUUCGGUUCCGAACAGUCCCGUUGAUCUGAUGACUCAUCGGCAUCAGUUUGUGCCAUUUCCUGGUGGAGGAGGUGAUGUCAACAUGAUACCGAACUACCCCAAUCACUAUCAGCAGCCUAAGGUCGACAUCGACAUGUGCAAUCAAUGAAUGGCAAAUGGUUUUGAAUUUGUGUGAUGACAUUGAGAUUCUUUUUGAGAAUUUUGUUUGCAUGACUGCCGUACGGUUAAUAGCAAUAAAGUUGCUGAAUACCUUUAAUAA